Molecule: messenger RNA, 394 nt
Organism: Dracunculus medinensis (Guinea worm)
Lineage: Eukaryota; Metazoa; Nematoda; Chromadorea; Rhabditida; Dracunculidae
Source: the annotation of a GenBank genome assembly
GUUUUGGAGGCAUGGCGAUCGAACUCCCAUAGGAGUAUGUAAAGGAGAUAAGAAUCAAGAGAAGCGCUGGAAUCGAGAAUGGGGUCAACUAACUCCAGUUCUGUUUUAUUUUAUUAUGAAGAACACUAUAUAUGUUGCUUCAACAGAUUGCAAUCGGACAAUACUGAGUGCCGUAUCUAACCUCAUUGGAAUGUUUUAUAAUAAGAAUAACGCUAGACCUGAUAUAGAUUUCCCAAAUAUCCCUGAAUGGCCAAAGAAUUACGUUCCUGUACCUGUCCAUACGAAUGUAAGCCGUGCUUAUUGCGUUCAAAUUCGACUAGUUUCUAAUUCCAAACUGCGAGAAUUCAUCAGAAAUUUUUUGCUAAUUUUUAUUUCAUUCAUAGAACCUUUUUAG